AUGGCUAAGCACCAUCCAGAUCUCAUCUUCUGCAGGAAACAGCCUGGAGUUGCAAUUGGCCGUCUGUGUGAGAAAUGUGAUGGUCGUUGCGUAAUUUGUGAUUCCUAUGUUAGACCUUGUUCUUUGGUUCGAAUUUGCGAUGAGUGUAACUACGGUUCUUAUCAGGGACGCUGUGUCAUAUGUGGAGGUCCUGGUGUGAGUGAGGCAUACUAUUGCAAGGAGUGCACAAUAAUGGAGAAAGACAGAGAUGGAUGCCCUAAAAUUGUGAACCUCGGGAGUGCGAAGACUGAUUUGUUCUACGAAAGGAAAAAAUUCGGUCAUAAAAAGAACUGA
This is a messenger RNA of Necator americanus (New World hookworm), 333 nucleotides long. RefSeq lists its product as uncharacterized. The coding region runs from base 1 to 333 and encodes 110 amino acids. The record is from RefSeq and is a predicted model, not a curated record. Gene Ontology annotation, biological process: mRNA splicing, via spliceosome. NCBI's taxonomy places the organism in Eukaryota, Metazoa, Nematoda, Chromadorea, Rhabditida, Ancylostomatidae. Gene Ontology annotation, cellular component: precatalytic spliceosome; U2 snRNP; catalytic step 2 spliceosome. The transcript is spliced from 4 exons.